Messenger RNA from Helianthus annuus (common sunflower), 657 nucleotides. RefSeq names its product tol-Pal system protein TolB 2. The transcript has a single exon. Lineage: Eukaryota; Viridiplantae; Streptophyta; Magnoliopsida; Asterales; Asteraceae. Bases 1 to 657 code for a protein of 218 amino acids. The record is from RefSeq and is a predicted model, not a curated record.
AUGGCUUAUGUUGGUUUGCCGGGUCUUUAUGUGAUUAACAGUGAUGGGUCAGGUAACCGAGAGAUAGAUUCGUAUGUUAGUGCGUUUCCAACGGUGUGGGACCCCAAGCGUAAAGGUGUGAUCUACACGAGCGUCGGGCCAACCUUUGAGAGCGAGGACACCAGUGUAGAUAUAUACUCGGUUGAAGUUGAUGUGGAUGAACCGCGGUUUACAAAACUCACCAUUGAUGGACUAAACAACGUUUUUCCAGCGGUUUCACCUGAUGGGAAAUGGCUUGCUUUCAGGUUGGGUCGAACGGGUCAUAAGAAUUUGUAUAACACGAAUGCUGUUGCAGGUGAGAAGGGGGGUCUAACUCAAUUGACAAACGGACCAUGCUCCGAUACGCUGUCUAAUUGGUCUCCGGAUGGGGGCUGGAUCGUAUUUGCAUCCGACCGUCACAACCCAGGUUCAGGAAGUUUUGGGUUGUAUAUAAUCCACCCAAAUGGAACUGGGUUGCGACACUUGAUCCAUAGUGGCUCAGCCGGACGUACAAACCACCCAUGGUUCAGCCCGGAUGGGAAGCACACUGUUUUCACCUCAGACUAUGCAGCUGUUUCUGCUGAACCAAUGUCGAAUCCACAUCACUAUCAGCCAUACGGAGAGAGAUAUUUACCAUGA